This is a messenger RNA of Heteronotia binoei (common prickly gecko), 1050 nucleotides long. RefSeq names its product G protein-coupled receptor 157 (gene GPR157). The record is from RefSeq and is a predicted model, not a curated record. Gene Ontology annotation, molecular function: G protein-coupled receptor activity. NCBI's taxonomy places the organism in Eukaryota, Metazoa, Chordata, Lepidosauria, Squamata, Gekkonidae. The coding region runs from base 1 to 1020 and encodes 339 amino acids. The transcript is spliced from 4 exons. Gene Ontology annotation, biological process: adenylate cyclase-activating G protein-coupled receptor signaling pathway; cell surface receptor signaling pathway. Gene Ontology annotation, cellular component: plasma membrane.
AUGCCCACGGCCGCCCUGCCGCCGGCCACGCUGCUCUUCCCCUGGGAGCGCGUCCUGGUGCUGCUGUCGUGCGCCCUCUCGGCGCUGGGCGCAGCUCUCCUGGUGGCCACCCACGCCCUGUGGCCCGAGCUGCGCACCCGGCCCCGCCGCCUGCUCCUCUACCUCUCGCUGGCCGACCUCCUCUCGGCCGCCGCCUACUUCUACGGGGUGCUGCAGGACUUCGGCGGGCCCUCGUGGGACUGCGUGGCGCAGGGCGCCCUCUCCACCUUCGCCAACACCAGCUCCUUCUUCUGGACCGUCGCCAUCGCCCUUUACCUCUACUUCGUCAUCGUCCGCGGCGGCGGCCCCGCCGGGCCCGGCCUCCUCUGGCUCUUCCACGCGGUGAGCUGGGGAGUUCCUCUGAGCAUCACGGCGGCGGCUGUUGCCCUGAAGAAGAUUGGAUACGACGCCUCCGACGUCUCCGUUGGCUGGUGCUGGAUUGACAUCCAAGCGGACGAUCGGGUCCUUUGGAUGCUACUGGCAGGGAAACUAUGGGAAUUCCUGGCAUACUUGAUUUUGCCCAUCUUCUACAUCCUUAUAAGGAAACACAUCCAUCGAGCGCAUGCAGCACUCUCUGAAUACCGCCCCAUCUUGUCGAGUACUCCAGCUUUCCAUCCAAGAACCUCGAUAGCAGACAAGAAACUAAUCCUGAUUCCAGUGAUCUUCAUCUUCCUCCGCAUCUGGAGCACCAUCCGAUUUGUGCUGACUCUCUCUGGUUCCCCUCUGGUUCAAAACCCACUGCUGGUGGUCCUUCAUGGCAUCGGGAACACCUUCCAAGGAGGUGCCAACUGCAUUAUGUUUGUGUUUUGCACACGAGUCGUCCGGAACAAGCUCUUUUCCUGCCUGUGCUGCUGGCGAUAUGACAGCCUGGACCCUUCUCUUCCGAGGCCACAGAGCUGGCGCCAGAAUCACGUGGCCUUCCCCAAAGACUGGGAAUCGGAAGACAGCGAGUGGGACAGAGCGGAACUCUCCAGCACCUGAGGUCCAGAGCAUCCUCAUCUUAAAGAAGGA